AUGCAAGUUAUGGGCGUCGGUGAGGCUGGGUCAGCUACGGUCCUGCCGAUUGGCUACCCGCCCCCUGUCAAUUCUGCCAGUACUUCGUACUUUUCAGCCCGCCCUCAACAUUCUUCUACACGCCAGUACCUCGUAUUUGUCUCGGCAGAAACCAGACCAGCUCUGGCGUGCUGCACCUGCUGCACUGGCACGAUGCAUACCGUUGUUCAGCAUAACGAGUGGGUGGCCAUCAAGCUGCCUACUGAGAGCGUGCGCAUCGUCCAGGUUGUUCCUAAUAUUCUACCCGAGCAGCAGGAGCUCGACACAAUAUCCCUCGGAAAAUAUGGCUCAUUCCCAAGCAACCUGAUCAUCGACAGACCUUACCAUUUCACAUACGAAGUCCUCGACAAGCGCGACGGCGAAACAUUCAACCGCCUGCGCGUCGUCCCCGCCUCCGAGAUCCACGCCGACGUCCUCGCCGAAGAAGACGGCGCCCACUCCUCCUCUUCCUCCAUCAUUCCCCAAGAUGAUGACCCCGACAUCGAAGCGGUCGGAGGAGAAACGGAGGACAGCGGCUCCGCAGCCGACAACAUCAUCGCCGUGCGCGACGGCGCCGACUACACCCUGGUGGACCGGACGAGCGGGGACGUGCUGGCCCGGUCGGGCCGCGACGCCAUCGACGCGCAGGCGCGGCAGCUGCUGACGCACGAGGAGAUCGAGGCGCUGAAGAAGCAGCAGGACACGGACGCGGGGAAAGCCAUCAUCACGCGCCUCAUGCUCUCGCACACGGGGCUGGCCGACAAGACGUCCUUCAGCCUCGCCAAGUACAAGAUCCUCAAGACGAGGAAGUACCUGCGCCGCUUCUCCGUGGCGCCCUUGUACCCGUCCACCCUCGGCCAGUGGAUCCUGGAGGAGAAGGAGGCGUCGAAAGUGCUGGAGAUGAGGCAGGAGAUGUUGGCGCUGUUGGGGUGUUGGGCGAAUGUGCAUUUCGCGGGGAGGAGGGAGGAGGAGCAGACGAGGCUGGUGCCGCGCGAUGGGAGGCCUGCUGUGGGGGAUGUGGCGGCCCUGGGGGGGAGGUGGUUGGUGGUGGAUGAUACGGGCGGUCUGGUGGUGGCUGCCAUGGCGGAGAGGAUGGGGAUACUCCAUCAUACGCCUGCCGAGCAGGGUUCCGAAGCUGGUCAUGGGACGGUCCCGACGACGACGACGACGACGACGACGACCACUGCGCCGCAACGUCCGUCACGAACCUACCGAGACGACUUCGAAAUCGACCUCGCCUCCUCCAACUCCAUCACCCUCAUCCACCCCGCCAGCCAACCCAACCUCGCCCUCCUCCGGUACUGGAACUUCGACAUAGCAUCUCCCCACGCCGGGGCGCAGGCCCAGAGCCACCCGCUCUUCCGCCACCUCCACCCCGUCUCGUGGCUGCAGCUCCUCGACCCGGCCUCCGACACCACCUACACGACCCUGCCCGCCGACGUGCCGGAGGAGACGGUGCUCUCGUGGAAGUCCAACCGCAGGGGGAACCACCACCGCAAGCGGCGCCGCUGGGCCCGCACGCGCUUCGUCGUCGACCAGGCCCGCGCCGGCGGCUUCGCGGGGCUCGUGGUCGCCACCACCAUGGAUCCCAUCUCGGUCGUGCGCCACGCGCUGCCGCUGCUCGCCGGCGGCAGCCCCGUGGCCGUCUACUCGGCCACCAUCGAGCCGCUGACGCAGCUGGCCGACUGCUUUAGCAUAGCGCGCCGGGCGGCCUGGUCGUCGAACCCGCCCGCCGAGACGGAGGGGAUGACGCCCGAGGAGGUCGAGAGGUGGCCUGGCUCGGAGGAUUUCCCGGUUAACCCGACGCUGUUGCUGGGGUGUAGUGUGCAGACGAGCCGGGCGAAGAGGUGGCAGGUUCUCCCUGGGCGGACGCAUCCCCUGAUGAUGGGUCGGGGGGGUGCCGACGGGUUCCUGUUUACUGCGUGGCGGGCUGUCCCGGCCGAGGGCAAAGUGGCUGCCCGGGGGAAGUUUAAGAGGAGAAAGACGGAGGUUUGAAGGGGAUGGCUGGGGUUGCUGUCCCUUUUCUUGUCCAUUUCUUUUUCUUUUUGAUUCUCAUGACAUAGGAUGCGGCGCAUAGGACUCUAUAAGGGCGGAUGAAGGGCGAAGGACGGAGGACGGAGGACGGAGGACGGAGGACGAACGAAAAGUGUAACGGGUAGAUGGACGUAAAGAUACCCCCCCCUUGUGGCGUCAAGACGGGAAAGCAGAAGACGAAAAAAGACAAUAGAAC
Molecule: messenger RNA, 2248 nt
Organism: Sodiomyces alkalinus F11
Lineage: Eukaryota; Fungi; Ascomycota; Sordariomycetes; Glomerellales; Plectosphaerellaceae
Product: Gcd10p family protein
Exons: 5
Coding region: 1-2013 (670 amino acids)
Biological process (GO): tRNA methylation
Cellular component (GO): nucleus; tRNA (m1A) methyltransferase complex
Source: RefSeq, a predicted model, not a curated record